CUACUGCCCAAUCACUUCACAACGCGCCAAUCUUUGGAGUACCACAACAAACAUGGCGGAUCAGGACGCGGAAGUCCUUUUCAAGAAGGAAACAGUUGGAAAAGUUUUGUCACGUUCCUUUAGAGAAGAGAAAACCAAACUUAGUGGUGAUGCUACACUGCUAAUGGCAGAAAUGCUUAAAGUGUUUGUUCGGGAAGCUGCUGUGAGGUCACAGAAACAAGCAGAGUCCGAAAACUGUGAUCAAGUGGAGAUUGAGCAUUUUGAAAAGAUCUUACCGCAGUUGCUGCUGGACUUUUAGCGAAACAAUGCCACAAGAUGGAGCCAAAGCGUUGCCAGCAGCCCCGCAGCUUCACUUCCACCAGCCACACACUUAUUCCAAGUUAUUUUUUUUUCCUGUACAUAAUUUCAUAAUCUCUGAUUUAAGAGAUUACAACGUAAUGCUAAUUGAUAAAUAGUUUAAGUUAAGUGAUUUUUUAAGAGGACAACGUCAUUGCUUUCCACUUUUCCUCCAUGCCUCAGUCAAUCAGACCCACCUGUGCUCCUCUGUGCAACAACAGGUGCUUCCAGCAUGCUCCAUGGUGCCCUUCAUCAAAGCCUCCUGGAGCAGUUGGAAGCAAUUAGAGUAAUAAGGGAAGCAGCCAGUCCCUUAGAUGAUGACAAGUGCCAGGAAAAAAGGAGUACCCCCUCCAGCCACUUUGAAGUUCUCUUUUGCUGUCCUGCGAUGUUUAGGUAGGGGUGAGGGGGAGGGUAGAGGGGACCUUUGGCACAGGGGGGAAAGUUGAAUAGGAGUGUGCAUGCUCAGAUUUGUGCAUGUGCUAGCUAAACAUAGUACCAGACCACACGCGUGGAGAUUCUGUUUGAAAGGAAACAUAACAAAACACAUCGGAACAUGGUCCAAGAAGAGCAGGGUGUAAUUCUGAAGGUAAAUAAACAAAGGAGGCGAGUAGCAGAGGUGCUUUCUCUCCUUUCAUCAGAGCAGAGGGGGAUGUUGGGGCCGAGAGGAAGAGGGUAAUAUGGGGUUUUCUAAUUCAUGGGCCUCUGAUGGGUUUCCAGCAGCGGUCUGUGUGACUGCGUGUCUUCGGCGUGAGUCAGCAUAGCUGUGCAACACCUCACACUGUUUAUUUGUGUGGCUCUUGGGGUGAGUCACUGCACUCACACUGAAUGCUGCUACGUUCAGUCAAACCCAUCCAAGGCCCAGUGUCAGGGGUCCAGACUUGAAAAGGAAAUCUCGAAAGCAGCAUCAGAAAUUAUGUACAAGAUCAGGGGUGUAAUUGGCUCUGGUUACCUAUCAAAUUGCUCUCAAUGUUGUUGUUUUUUUUUUUGUAAUUUCUCUAUUUUAUAAAAAUAACAUUCCUAGACUUUGGUCCUGGUUCGUUUUUUUUCCCACAACAAUGUGUUGGUAGGUCUGGAUCUGCACUUGCAGAGGAGAGCACUACUGUACAACUUUCUCUGUGUGCAUCUUAGUGGAACAAAUUACAUCUGAAGGCAGUGUUAUUAAACAUACGAAAGCAGUUAGAACAAGAAUGGGGAGGGGCGUUGACGAGAGUAAUGAGUUAAAGCUUUUCUUGAUCCUACAUUAAAGGCUGGGAGUGUCGACAGCCAGUCCAGACACUUUGGAGAAGCUACGGAGUGAGACGCUUUUCCCAGGAGACAGAGACGGUUCUGUCUCCAGUCUCCUGAUUGGUGUAUGAAUGGAAAUGCACAUGGAAUAGGGAUCUCGUUAGCCUUGACCAUAGAAAGCUGCUUGGUUGUAGCCACUAAUAUUUGAAAUAUAUCUUUGUAGUGGCAACAUUGAGUGCUAUUAUGAUUUGUUGGGUCAAAUUUUCCACUUGACUGAGUGAGACUGAUCUGUAUAACAGAAAAGGGUUGAGAUGUAAAAGAAGAAUGAAUAUAUAGAAAGACUAGUUUGAUAAAAAUUAACAAUGUUGACUAUUUUAUUUCUCUGGUAAUACAAGUCACUUCAAGUCUAAUAAAAAGACUGGUAUUAAUAA
Molecule: messenger RNA, 1991 nt
Organism: Cynoglossus semilaevis (tongue sole)
Lineage: Eukaryota; Metazoa; Chordata; Actinopteri; Pleuronectiformes; Cynoglossidae
Gene: cenpx
Product: centromere protein X
Exons: 5
Coding region: 53-298 (81 amino acids)
Biological process (GO): resolution of meiotic recombination intermediates; DNA repair; replication fork processing
Cellular component (GO): FANCM-MHF complex; Fanconi anaemia nuclear complex
Molecular function (GO): protein heterodimerization activity
Source: RefSeq, a predicted model, not a curated record